This is a messenger RNA of Andrographis paniculata, 732 nucleotides long. RefSeq lists its product as uncharacterized. The coding region runs from base 1 to 732 and encodes 243 amino acids. The record is from RefSeq and is a predicted model, not a curated record. Lineage: Eukaryota; Viridiplantae; Streptophyta; Magnoliopsida; Lamiales; Acanthaceae. The transcript is spliced from 2 exons.
AUGUGGAAUGCGCCAACGCCACCAUGGGGAUGUCACGGUCCGAACGUGGCUAAUCUCCAACGGAAGAGGAUCAUCGAAACACAAAGGCAAGGAGGGCAGUCCGCAGAGAUGCAGCCGCCAACCUUCUAUCAGCAGGCAGCCGGAAUACAGCCGCUGACAUCAAAUCAACAAGAGACCAAGCCUCUAAUGAACGUUGAUGUUAUCACAAAUUGGGCAGAGACUCCAGAUGUUGUGGAGGCUCUAGUUGAAAAGAAGUCUGCGGAGAUAGAGGUUCUAGAAGCCAUGGAAGCUCCAGAGCUUGUGGGGGCAGAGAGUCCAGAAGCUGUGAAGGCUCCAGUUGAAAAGGAGUCUGCGGAGGCAGAGGUUCUAGAAGCCAUGGAAGCUCUAGAGCUUGUGGAGGCUUCAAUUGAAAAGGAGUCUGCGGAGGCAGAGGUUCCGGAAGCCAUGGAAGCUCCAGAGCUUGUAGAGGCAGAGACUCCAGAGGCUGUAGAGGCUCCAGUCCAAAAGGAGUCUGCGGAGGCAGAGGUUCCAGAAGCCAUGGAAGCUCCAAAAUUUGCGGAGGCAGAGACUCCAGGGACCGUGGAGACUCCUAACAAAAAAGACGAUGUACGGGCAGAGGCCCCAUAUGAAAAAGACUCAUUGGCCACGGAGCCGCUCAACAACAAUGGAGCUUCAAGCCUCGGACCCAAAGACUGCUGCCUCCAUAGAGCCGAAGACAACAACUUCCAGUAG